GACUGAUCUGCUUGGAAGCAGUAGAGUUUGUGACGUCUAUUGCUGGUGGUAAACCUCUAUCUAGCUCGCAAGGUGCCAUAUUUGAGCUGUAUGUCGUCGUCGGAAGAGCUUCUCAACGCAUUUCGUUAUACGUCAUGGGCCUUGGGUCGCGUAGACCUUUCUCAGUGCGUACUACCACCCAAAGUCCUACAAUUUAAGCAGCGAAGCCGCCCCACGCGAUUGCAGCAGAAGCAGCUCCGAACAACAUUUCUCGACCUCCUUACUUAACCAUAUCAACUGAGAGUUCUGAUCACUGCUAACGAUAGUCUAGGCGCAAAGUGGCGUUCGCUUCAGCCACAGCACCGCAUAGUCGAUGAGGCCCUGCGGGAGGUACUCGAGCUGGACAUUGUUCCGCGCACGGGAAAGCUUCUAGUGGAAUUAUCGGAUUUACUGCAGCGUCCGGCCCUACCGCAGCCGCCUGGCAGCAAUGGGGUUGCAAGCGAAAGAGGUAUGGGUUCGGACGCCUCCACCUCUGACGACACCUCUUCCUCGAUGGCAACGGGCCAAGUCAAAGUCUUCCACCUCAUCCACCUGUACUACAUGGUCGGGUUGGCGUACGCGCUGCUUCAAACCCUAUCCCUCUGUACUUCAGUUAUGGCGGAUAACGUACUCCCUUCCGCCAGUGCUGAGGCCAAGCAACGCCGGUUGUACGAGCAGCUCUGCGAUGUCACCCUCGAACGCGCCAUGACCGCUGCCGUACGCUUCGUCCAGUCGGAGGUCUGGCCGGUGCUGGCAGAGCAGCAGCGUUUGGAGCAGCCGCCAGCCCUGGCACCUGCAGCAUCAGCGGCUGUGUCCAACAGGAGAGGCCAGCAGGCGCGACCCGGCUCAAAGGGCCAGCAGGCGCCCGCUCAACCACCGUCAUCACCAUCACCCCUGUCACCCGCAGCUGUCGUACUUCACGCCGCGAAGGAGGUGCUGAGUUCGGAUGAGCUGGCGUCAGUGCUUCUAGACCUUUCAGAAUCAGCAUUCAUCCUGAUGGGCAGGGCGGCAGCCGUCACACGCAGCCUUACCCAGCCCAUCGGCCGCCUGCCCCUACCUUUCGACUUUUACACGCAUGGCUUGGGUUUUUUCCGGCACCUUCGGCAGGCGCAGCAACUGAAACCGGCGCUGCGUCAACGCAACGCCAUAUCAGCCAUUUGCAGUGCUUUGCUGGCCGCACCGCCGCCCCGACUGCAUGUGACUGCACCCUUACCGGAACCCGUCCACAAGGUCUGGUCGGUAGCUGAACACCUGUACGAGUCCGUCCUGGACGCGUGUAUGGCCAGCAUCUUUCCCCUGCUCUACUCCGCUGAGCCGGGGCCAAACGAGAACGCCAUGUUGGAGGUCCUGGCGGUUCCCGAGGUGGUGGCGCUGCAGCGAGGGCUGCUGGAGCGGGUCAUUGAGGAUGCAGGCGGUGGUGGUGGCGGUCAGGAUGCGUUGAGCGGCGGCGGCAGCGGGGAUCAGCGGAGGUUCGGGAUCGGCGGCGGCGGGGACUCUGGGACUGGCGGCGGCAGCAGCACCAGCAGCUCCUGGCCGCUACUAGACUGCGCACUGAAGCCCGACGGCACCAUAGGCCGUGCGAUUCCCACCAUUAAGGGGGACGAUGCGCCGGGAGUCACACGCAUGACGACGAUGGGCUUGGUGCUGAAGUUCUGGAGGGAUCUAGACCGGGCCCCGCUGCUGCACUCCGCGGCUCCCAGCCCGCCCGAGCGCAUGCGGCUUGCGCUGCGGCUGAUGCGGACGAUACACCUGGCAUGUGACCGUGGUGCCGGCGGCCGGUACGGUGCGGAGCCGGCGGCCAGUGCAGCACCCCCUGGAAAACUGCAGCAGUGCUUGCCCAUGAUAAUGGAGGGCGUCAUUGCGGACAUAGCCGUCUGUGUGAACGCGGAGGGGUUCGGCAUGGAGGUCGGUGUUGUGCUUGACGCGCUCGAGGCGUGCGUCUGGGUCCUGUCGGUGGCGAACAGCUUGCUGGCGAUGAGCUGCCAGCAGGGCGACUGCGGGGUGGCAUAUUCUGACCUGCUGACAUGCCUUGGGCGGGUGCCACUUUGCUUGAAUAAACUCGCCGAGGCGUCGUUACCACCUGACGCAUGCCGCAGCCUGGCGUCACGUCUGGGCCGCGCACACCUGCUGCCUGUCUUAGACGCCCUGCUCCGCCGCGUUGCCGCGUCUCCCGUAGCCAGGACUGCUAGCGCUUCGGCAAACGGAAACGCGGAUGCAAUCCGUCAGUUAGUCCUCGUGUUGAUGUGUGCUCAUACGAUAUUAGAUCCCCUGCUGGGAGAGGUGGUUCGGGAGAGCUGGGAACGGCAGUUAGGGCUGACGGCAUCGGAAGAGGGAGGCGGCGACGCCGGACCGGGCUGUGGCGACUGCGGCAAGCGCCAGCAAAGGCGACUUGACGAUGCUCAGAGCGACCCAUGGGACACUAAGCGGGAGCUCGGAUUCUUCAUCACGCUCAGCAAGCUGGCGCUGCGAGAGGCGGCUGGUCUGGACACGUCCUGCCAGAAACCGGAGGGCCUACAAUCCCUCACGGCUUCAGGUCUAGGCACGGUUGCGGACUGCGUGGCAGGCUGUUUAACGGUUGCGGACUGCGUGGCAGGCUGUUUAACGGUUGCACUGUGCCCUGCCAGGGGCCUGCUGGAGGUGUGGGAGCGCCCCCCACCCGGCCUGCCUGCCUCCACCGCCGCCCGCCUGACGGAGGUGCUGACGCUGGUGACCCGGGCGGCAUGCGUGCUGGCGGUGCCGCUGCUGCUGCGGGCGGCGGAGACGCUGGGUGGGGUACGACAGGACCCGGUCAAGGUCGGGAGGGCCCUGGGUCUCGCCUACUGCUGCCUGCAAGCCCUGGCGUCGCUGUACGGCAAGGUACCGGCGGCGGCGCUGCUGGCGGCGCAACCGCAUCGGCUGUUGGCGGCGCUGGGGGUGAUGCUGGGCCGCAUGGGGGCCGCCGAGGGCGUUCAGUCGGCGGCUGCAUCCUCCGAGGCGUCAGCAGACGUCUGGAAGCAAUGCCUUAUCAAGGUUGACAUAGCUUUGCUGCGAGCAUGGAGGCUGCUGGCUUUGAUGGCGGUGGGGACAAGUGGAGAGGAGGGCAAGGGCGCAGAUGCUUCAGGGGGCUCGGCAGGUCCGGCUGUGUCGCUGCGUGCGCAUGCGUUGGCCCUGCUGGGCUGGCCGGCGGCGGCGGCAGGUGUGACGGCUGCUGCUGGUGCGGCGUUGAGCCGCGCUGGUGCGAUGCUGCUGGAGGGGCUGGCGGGCUGGGAUACGGCGGAGGCACGUGCGCUGCGGGCGAUAUGGCGGGCGGCGGCCGCAGCGGAUGGGGGUGCGCUGCUGGACCGGGUGGGGCUGCGGCUGCGGAGCGACGAGGCAGGGG
Astrephomene gubernaculifera is the source of this 3376-nucleotide messenger RNA. Lineage: Eukaryota; Viridiplantae; Chlorophyta; Chlorophyceae; Chlamydomonadales; Astrephomenaceae. The record is from the annotation of a GenBank genome assembly.